CCCGUAUCCCAUCUGCUACUCACUGUGUCAUUGGGCAGGACACAAACAGUUUUGCGUUGUAGUGCUGUCAUUCUCCACACAAAAAGUAUUACUUAAAAUCUGCCCAGGAUGGGUUCGGGAGAAAGUACAACUAGGAAAGUAUCUUUCGGAGUCGACGACGAGGACAGAGUCAGGAUUCUUCGUGGGGUGAAGUUGUCAGAAGAUGUUCUUCAGAGGAUGAAAGGAGUAGCCAACAUUGCUCCAGAACACUCUACUUCAACUUCAAUCCCUCAUAAAGACAAAGCUGCCUCUACCAGCUCAGAGUCUCAAGCAAAGCAGCAAGCCCGACCCAGCAGCCAGUCCAGCAAGCCUGCCUCCUUCACCGAGGACGAACAGAGAAGGUUUGAACGUCAGCAGACAAUAGUAAAGGAUGAGCUGGCUAAGAUGGCACAAAGAGAAAUAGAGACGGCGAGGGAGGAGGUAACUAAAGCCAUGAGCCGGGAAAGACAACAUGCUCGCCAGGAAGCUGAGAAGGCCAAACAGUUGUCUGCAGAUGAGAUAGAGGUGAUGGCUCAGCAGCUACAGAAGAAAGACACGCAACUGAAAGCUYUGGAUGCAUUCUACACGGAGCAGCUCACACAGCUGGAGAAACGGAAUUUGGAAAGAUUCAAGGAGAGCAAAGAACAAUUCCACCAAGCUGCCUCCGAGGCCGAAGCAAACGUCAGGUCUCGUCAUACCGCUCCAGUGUGUUCUGGCCUGCAGGCUCAGAUUCUGUCCUGUUACAGGGAGAACAAAGACCAGACCUUAAAGUGUUCAGACCUGGCCAAAGAAUACAUGCAGUGUAUAAAUGCUGCAAAGAAGGCAUGCUGGCACCAAGAUUAUAGCAGCUCAGUCACUCUUCUGGGUGAUAACAAUACUGGCAAGAAACAAAAAUGCAAAGAAAAUGUUUAAAACCGUAAACAGUUACACAAAAUGAUGUGCUGUAGAUGUGCAUACAGCUAAAUACUGUUUAAUGGGAGUAGAAGAUGAAAGGCUGAAUGGGGAAAAAAAUGGUUUCCAAACAUUGAAUAAGAGAGAAAGUUAGAAAAGGAAAAAUAGUGUUUGGGCAUUAUAGCAAAAUAAAUGUAAAAACAAUUAACUGUCAAGUGAAAGCUUGAAUUAAGUGCUGACAUUUGGGAGCUGGAAAUUGUUUCUAAAGAAAUAGACUUCAACUACAGGCAGAGCAAAACAAAGUUAAAAAAAAUAAAUAGAUUCUAGCUGUGAKGGCUUAUUACAAAAAGGUAAAUGAUAAAUAUAAUGGGGGAAAAAAUAASAAAUGGGAGGAAAAAAGAGACAACACAAAUUUAAGAGUGGAAACRGUGAUGGGCGAAGAACAUAAUGAAGAGGAGGAGGAGAAACAGAUGACCAGGAAGGAAAACUUGGGGGGAAAAAAGGAGCAAAUCAAACAGGUGAUGACAGGUAGGAGGAGGCAUGAGGUGAGGAGGGACAAGACAGUAAAAGAAAUGAGUGGGUAUGGAGGGUUUUUUUUUUCUUUAAAGAGAAAGGCAGGAUAGAUGAAAUAUACGGUCAUGGGGGAAAGGUUAGAGAUGAACAGGACGWAGAGAUGCAAAGAGAGAGGAUGGGGAGGAACAGUUGGCCUCUCAGCAGUCAACACUAAUGAAGAAGAAUGAGGAAUUUCAGCUGCGCGCUGGACCUGCUACUCACCACACACACACACACACACACACACACAC
Austrofundulus limnaeus is the source of this 1712-nucleotide messenger RNA. It is a transcript of the gene chchd6a, whose product is annotated as coiled-coil-helix-coiled-coil-helix domain containing 6a. The coding region runs from base 109 to 930 and encodes 273 amino acids. NCBI's taxonomy places the organism in Eukaryota, Metazoa, Chordata, Actinopteri, Cyprinodontiformes, Rivulidae. The transcript is spliced from 9 exons. The record is from RefSeq and is a predicted model, not a curated record. Gene Ontology annotation, cellular component: MICOS complex; mitochondrion.